Messenger RNA from Eurytemora carolleeae, 1127 nucleotides. It is a transcript of the gene sta, whose product is annotated as 40S ribosomal protein SA. The record is from RefSeq and is a predicted model, not a curated record. Gene Ontology annotation, cellular component: ribosome; 90S preribosome; cytosolic small ribosomal subunit. Lineage: Eukaryota; Metazoa; Arthropoda; Copepoda; Calanoida; Temoridae. The coding region runs from base 79 to 987 and encodes 302 amino acids. Gene Ontology annotation, biological process: ribosomal small subunit assembly; cytoplasmic translation. Gene Ontology annotation, molecular function: structural constituent of ribosome. The transcript is spliced from 7 exons.
UUUCCUCUUUCUUUCCGGCUCUCCAUGUGGCACGAAUAACACGUUUUUUCCGUAACUAAUAUAAAAAACGAAAUAAUCAUGUCUGGAGGACUUGACGUACUGAAAUUGACUGAAGAUGACGUCACUAAGAUGUUGGCUGCCACCACCCACGUUGGUCCAGAUAACUCUGAGACCUGCAUGGAGCAGUACAUCUUCAAGAAGAGGAACGAUGGUGUGAACAUUAUCAACCUGAAGAAGACUUGGGAGAAGAUGGUCCUCGCUGCCCGCGCUAUCGCUGCUGUUGAGAACCCCGCCGACGUUUUCGUCGUUGCCAGCAGGCCAUUUGCCCAGCGUGCCUGCCUGAAGUUUGCUCGUUAUAUCGGAGCUACUCCCAUUGCUGGACGUUUCACUCCUGGAGCAUUUACCAAUCAGAUCCAGGCUGCAUUCAGGGAACCCAGGCUUCUGGUUAUCUCCGACCCCAGGACUGAUCAUCAGCCCGUAACGGAGGCCAGCUAUGCCAACAUCCCAAUCGUUGCCUUCUGCAACAUCGAUUCUCCAACCAAGUUUGUUGAUAUUGCAAUCCCCUGCAACAACAAGUCUGCUCACAGCAUUGGAUUGAUGUGGUGGUUCUUGGCCAGGGAGGUUCUAAGGCUCAGGGGAUCCAUCUCCAGGGAUAUGCAGUGGGAGGUUAUGCCCGAUCUGUUCUUCUACCGUGACCCUGAGGAGGCUGACAAGGAGGAGAGGGAGAGGUUAGAGGCUGCUGAAGCAUCCAAACCCGAGAUGGCAGUUCCCUCCAAGGAAGACUGGGGAGGUGAUGCUGACGAUUGGGCCGCAGAUGCCGCUGCUGCUCCCGCCCUUGCAGCUACUGCUGCUGCUCCCGCCGCUGCUUCCUUCCAGGUGACCGAAGACUGGUCCGCUACCCAAGAAACCACUGAUUGGGCCGCACAGACUGCUGCUGCUCCCGCCCCUGCUGAAUCGUGGGGUGGAGCUAACGCUUCCCAGUGGUAGAAAUCAGCUGAUUCAUCCAUCUUGAAAAUGUUGGCGCCAAAAUCGGCCAUCUUGGUGAUGGCCGUCACGACUGUGUCGCCGGAUCACGGUUGGAAAAAUGUAAAAAUUGUCUUUAUUGAAUAAAAGAUAUUGACAGCCCA